GUCGACCUCCCCAACCGGAUCUACGUUGUCGUGCGGGACGUCAAGGAGAACAUCUACGACCCGGUGCGGGUCUUUUCUACCUGGCGGGAUACCCAGUGGAAAGCAGUUUGGAUGGCCGCUGAGAGCAGCGUUUUGGGCGAGGCGGCGGCUCAGGACCUUGGCUGCUUCGCCUUGGCUAAGGAAGAAGGUCCGAUCUUCGACUACGGCUUGGUGGCGGUAAGACCUAAAGCUGUGGAAGGAGCUCCUUGGGUGGCAUUGGCGGUUAUCGGCGAAGACGCUGACGGUGAGUUGGUGGUGGCAUUGCCGGGUGGAGCUUGGCAUCGCACCGCUUCUCGCCGCCGCGUGCCGACGGCGAGUUUGAAGUCGCCUCGGGCUUUUUCGGUGCGGCUGGCAGCCCCUGAGGCGAGAGAGCAGGCCUUGGAGGCUACUUGUCGUGUUUGGGUGGCCGGGCUGCGAACGGCCUGGGCUCAGCUCCUGGACUUUGUGGCUGUCGGCGAGGAGGACCUGGAUCUGGGCUACAGCUUUGGAGAGGGCGAGCAGAUAGACUGCGUGCCCUUUGCAGAGGAUCUCAUUGAGGCGGCCGGGGACAGGAUCACUUACCAGACAGCCGCUGAGGGCGACUCUCCGGAGCACUCUGCUCGACCUGCCUUCGGAAGCAGGAGCGAGCCGGGAUGGGCUACAAGGGUGGCCGACCUCGAGCGAGACAUGGGCCAAGUGCAGCAGGGCGUCAAGGACAUCCUGGCGAAGCUCGGCGGAGGACCAGCGGAGGGUGCCAACCAACAGCAGCCGGCGACUUCUCGACCGUCGGCGCUGCGGCCAACUUCUCGAGGCAAAGCCCCACCUCCUUCACGAGAACUUGGAGGCCUCGACCCGGCGGUUGUUCAGGCGGCCCGCGCGGCUGGAGUUCCAGACAGCCACUUGCAGGAGAUGGCGCGAGUUGUCCAGGGCACCCUGAAGGACCCUCCGGCACCAGCCAAAACACUUUGGGCCCCGUCUGCUUCCUUGGCGGCUUUGGACCAGACCGACGACGAGCCGGAGGAGGAGACUGCCGACGAGGCUCAGCUUCAGGAGGGCGACCGGAUGACAGCCGCCAUCGAGAAGUUGACCGCGAUCGCAGAGAGCCUGACGGCUGGGCGACGCAAGGCCUCUACCUUGGAGGGGCUGCUGGAGGCCGGGGGCUCUACCGACGCUUCUGGCUCAGCAAGCACCUCGCGGAGGAACUCGGCGGCCCUUCGUGUGCUGAAGCGUGCUCUUCAGGAUCACCCCCGCGAGCUGGCCGACGGCAUGCUGGAGCGCAUGGCCGCCGACUUUGGGUUGGCAAGGGCGCUUCCUGGAGGAGACCGUGUUCCUGUGACAGCCAGGGCUUGGGUCGAAAGCCGGGCUCGCAUUCAGCACCUUUAUCCUUCGACGGUCCGUUUUGCUUGGAUUUUAGCAGGGGUGGUGGAUGCUCUGAGCCGCGGCAACUACGACGAGGGCCUCGCACGGUCUCUGGUGGGGCUGGCUGCAGUGGAGCAGCUGAGUCUGGACAGAGGCAGCUGGACACUGGCCGAGCCGAUGCUGUUGGAGGAGCCUGCUCCUCUGAGCAGCUUCCAUGGAAGGCAGAUACUGUCGGGGAGCGAGCAACCUUUCACUCGCUUGCUCGAUGCCAGGACGGUGGAGCUGCUGGUCUACCAGGUGAAGGAGGUCGACGAGUACUUGGAGAGGAGGAAGAAGUUGGGCACCCGCCGCCCCGGGCCCACCGUGCCCCUCGGACGACACAGAGGACAACCGGGACACCACGGAGGACAAGGGCGGCAAAGGCAGACCGAAGGCCAAAGCGAAGGGCGCUGCGGCCCGAGGGGAGCAAGCAUGAUGGGGCCUUCGGGCCACGGUGGGCAUGGAGUGCCCUCGGAAUUUGUUAGCGCAGGGGAAUCUCCCCCCCACGUGCCGGGAUCCUCAGCGAAGCCUGUGCUCCCGUCUUCUUUGUGGGCUGCUAUACCACGGUGGCUGCUUCGGCUGCGCACCCCUUUUGCGAGAUUUUUUCACUGCCUGGUGACUGAGAAGCCUGAGCGGGGAUGCCCCGCUACCGGGGGGCUUUUUCCUAUGCCUUUGCCUUAUCCGGGCGUCUACAUGAGGAGCGCUCGGCGGCGAACUCCACCGACCCGCCUGGCGGAGCGGCAUGCCGUGAACCUGGCGGUGGCUGCGCUGUCCUGGCUGUCUUUGGGGCAGCCUACGGCGGCGCCUGCUGAACUGAGUUUGGGGCGACCUUUGUCGGGGGAGCAACGUGGAGCAGUUCGUCGUUUGGAAAGAGCCACCCGAGUUUUGGCCCGCCAUACAGAGGUGGGCCCGGCUGACAUGGGCCGAGCUGCGGCGAAGGUCGAGGCAGUCGAAAAGCAGCUGGCGCGGCUUGUGCAGAUCACCUUUGCCCUUAGCAGCAUGUGCAAGCACUACCUAGGGGCCCCCGACGAGAUGCAUUACAACCACAACCGGCCCCAACCUGGCUCAGGCUCUUCACCGCGCUCUUCUUCUUCAAGGCGGCCUUUAAGUGGGACCGCCCCUCGUGAUGGGGAGCUUGGGCUAGGCAAGGCGCCGGACUUCGGGGACGCAAAUUUCUACUUGAGUGAUCCUGCUGCAGAGUUUGCUGAUUGUCUUCGUUUUGGGGCGGAUGCCGAGACUGUGGCCAAGAACCUUGAGAGUCAUCGGCUCGCCUUGUCAGGCCGGCCCACUUUCGAUCCUUCGCCUCACUUGGACCCGGAGGCCCGCUCGCACUACCUUGACCCGAGUGCCUGGAUGGCGAGCCCCGACACCUUGCAGGAGCCGCUGCCCAAGCCGAAGUUCAAGGCCUCUCGUGCUGAGCGUCUCAAAGUUUUAGCCAUGUUGGACAGUACAGACCGAUUGCGCUUUGUGCCUGCUGCUUGCGUUGAUUACCGCUUCACCAAUGGCCUUUUUGCAAUCAUCAAAGACCAGUCGCGAGACAGAUUGAUUUUAGAUGCGAGAUGUCCCAAUCUCCUAGAGGCAGCUACGGGACGUUGGAUACGGACACUUGCAGCGGCUCCAUCGUUGCUUUCUUUGAGCCUGGAGCCUGGAGAGGAGUUGGUGAUGGCAGGGGAGGAUUUGAAAGAUUAUUACUAUUAUUUCUGGACCCCUACUACCCGAUUCCCUCGAAACGUUUUGGCAGGUGCUCUCCCCGAGAGCGUCGCAAGAGCCUAUGCUGGCUUCGAGUUUGCCGAGGCUGGGCAUGGGCGUUACUAUGCAGCGCUGAACACCUUAGCAAUGGGCGACCGCAACGCCGUUACCUACGGCCAAACAGCCCAUCUGUCUAUCCUGUUGAGUUGCACUGAUAUUUCUCUCAACGAGCUGAUAACGCUGGACAGCCGCCCGGCUCGAGGGGGAUUUUGUGCCGGGAUAUGCAUAGAUGACUUUGUUUGUCUAGAGAAGCGGCAGAAGGGCUCUGGGGUCCCAAAGCGUUCAAAGCAUGUGGUUUCCUCAAUGCGCGCCAGUUACAAGGAGGCCGGGCUAGAGCGUAGCGAGAAAAAGGCUUUCGAGAAUGUGACAAAGGCGAGCUUUUGGGGGGCCUCGGUGAACGGGGAAUCUAGAGAUGUGCGGGCUCUUCCUUCACGGGCGCUGCCGGUGAUGAGCUACGUUUUGGAGGUCAGCCGAAUCGGAUUGGCGACGCGGGCCCUCUUGGACGUCAUCGCUGGCAGCCUGGUCUCGCUUUUCUCGUUUCGGCGUCGGCUCCUUUGCCUUCUUGACCUCGUCUACUCGGAAGGCCGUGGGCUCCCCCGUGACUUGGUUUUCUCGCUGAGCGACAGACUGCGGGACGAACUUUGCGUGGCAGCUCUUUUGGUGGCGACGGCAGCUACGAACUUGAGGGCCAGGCACUCUCCUCUGCUUUUGGCCUCCGACGCGUCGCUGGAGUGGGAGGCUGGUGUCGAGACCGUUGUUGGGGAACCUUUUGCGAAGGAGCUCUUCAGGCACUCGCUGGUCAAGCCCCUGUGGAACCGACUUCUUCGCCCCCUGGCGGCUCGUGACCGUGCAGCUGGAGUGUUACCCACCAGUGAGGAACUGCCAGAGAACGAGGUUAAGGCACACCCUCUUUGGUCGGAGCUGGCGCGAACUCUGCCCUUUGGCGAACCGUGGCGGCGACCUUGCAAGCCAGGCCGUCACAUCAACAUCUCUGAGGUGCGCGCUGCUUUACAUGCUGAGGCUCGGCAUGCUCGUCGGCAUCCUUGCAGUCGGGUAAAUCUGGCUCUUGAUAGCCAGGUCGCCCUUGGAGCUCUUGGCAAAGGCCGGUCGAGCAGCGAUGCCAUCAACCGCGAGCUUCGUAAGAGCUUGGCUGUGCACCUGGGAUACGAUAGCUACCUGGGGCUGCUCUAUUUCGCUUCCGCUGAGAAUCCAGCAGAUGAUGGGACAAGGAACGUACCUCUGCGAAAGCCGGCCAAGGAGGCGCCAGACUGGUGGAGCGCUGCCUGCGAGGGCGACUUUGUCGGGCUCGACGACUGGCUGGCUGAGUGCGCUGCUUUGCCUGAGGAAGCUCUUGAGCUCCCUUCGGUGGCAGAGCUCGGAGUUCUUCGUUCUCCAGCCUCUUCUCGAAGGCAGGCUCGGCGAGACUGGUGGCAACGACCUCCGCAGACCAGACCCCCUCUUGCUGCUGCUGCUCCGUCGGGUUUUCGCUCUCUGCUGCCGGCGGCUGUGACUGAGAAGUUGCUUUCUGUUCCCGCUGGGCAGUUUGUGGUGGCACGGGGGGGCACUUUGGACCUUUCUCAGAAGGGCUUCUUGGACCUGUACAGCGGCUCGUUUGGAGUGGCUCGAGCUCUGGCUAAGGCGACAGGCUGCUGGGUUCUCACUUACGAACUCCGCCGAGACGCUGCUGAGGACCUGCGCUGCCCCAGGCUACAGGAGUUCAUCCUGGAUCUCCUCUCGUCGGGCGCUUUCUUUGGAGUUGGAGCUGCACCAGUUUGUUCGAGCAUGAGCCGGGCUGUUCGGCCGGCAGUGCGUUCGACAGCUUGGCCCCAAGGGCUGCCCAACUGCAGGCCGGCAAUGCGAGAGCGGGUCGCGGAUGGCAACAACCACGCCGACUUCACUGCAGCUGUGGCAGCUGCGUCUUUGGCUACGAAAACAGCCUUUUGGGUCGAGAAUCCGGCUUGCUCUUUCCUUUGGGCCCAACCUUCCUGGCAACAGUUCAUCAACGAGGCUGGAGAUGCUGCAGGUUUCUUCCUCGUUGACUUCUGCAGGUGCGGGGCCCCUUGGCGCAAGCGGACAAAAGUGUUCACCUCGACUUCCCUGCAAGGCCAGCGUUUGUUGUGUGAGUGCACCACACCUCACCGAAGGCUCAGUGGCUACAGCAAGGAAUUAGGGAUGAUGAUGACCAAGGCGGCGGAGCAUUACCCCAGGAAGCUGAACCUUUUGCUUUCGGCUGCUCUGGGUGAGGCGUGCCGGCGGCCUGCUGAUCGCAGGCAUGUCAGUGCAAGUGACAUCUGCAGGAGCCAAGGCCACCGAAUCGGAGAAGCCAAGAAUCCCGGCCCUGAGCUUGCCAACCUCGAAGAGAUCCAGUUAGUGAGCCAGCGGACUCGAGCCCUUCAGACGCGUCUCUUGGCUGACUUCGGGGUGUGGCUUGGGGCUAACUUCUCGGCACCGGCAGUUCCCUCUUACAAAUGGCGGCACAUCUGCGCCUACUUUCAGAAGGAGAAUUUGCUGCUACGGCCAUACAUGCCUCUUUGUUGGGAUUUGGUGACCAGAUGGGAACGAGUGUGCCCAACGGCUCACCGAACUCCGAUUCCGCACGCUUUGGCUAAAGCAGUAAUCUCCGUUGCCUUGGGCUUUGGAUGGCCUCGCUUCGCUGCCGUGGUGGGGUUGUCCUUUUACGGGACGGCUCGUGUGGGAGAGCCCUUGCUGGCCAAGCGCUCUGCAGUUCUGCUUCCCCAGGACCUCCUGCUCGACGACUUGCCUACGUGUUACGUCCGGGUCGAAGCGCAGAAGUCAGCUCACCGUGGCACUGGCAGGGUUCAACACUUUGUGGUCAGGCAGGCUGUCUUCGUGGACUUCCUUUCGCGGUUGCUGGGUGGCCGCCCUUUGGAGGAGCGAAUCUUCUCGGCUACUGCCUCUACGUUCCGUAGGCGAUGGGAGACCAUCCUGCAGGCCCUCGGCAUACCGCGGUACGCAAAGCUGACUCCAGGAGGGCUGCGCGGUGGUGGCGCAGUCUUUCUGUAUCAGCUGAACACGCCGAUACAUGAUGCAUGCGACUGCGUUCUCAGGCUACUCUGGAAAGCUACCUACAGCGGCGUCGAGGGCAUCGCCAACUUCUUCGACCGUUGUGGCUGCUGGAGCUGGGCGGAAGAGCUCGUGAGACCUUUUGAAGUUUCUGUGGGAGCAGCUGCAAGAGCUUUUCUUUUGAGCAGUGAAAAGUGCAGCGUCAGUGAACGAGCCUUCAUGUACAUGCAUGAGGGCGAUGUGAACUUCAGCUCCGCAGUUUGUUGGCUCCCACCCUCCCACCCGGGAGCCGUGGAAGAGCUCGUGAUCGUCGCGAAAUACACGAGCCAGAUUCAGUCCUGGCCGUGGAAGACGUGCAACUUGCAGGGUCCAUGGCAGGUGGAGGACCGCGCCUUCGAUGGCUUUGAUCAACUCGCCAGCAGUUCGGAGUUCAAGCAGUUGCAUAGUCCAAAUAUUUGUGAGACCUGUGUGAGAGCCAUGGGCAACGUGUGCCAGUGUUGUGGGGCACGAGACAAAGAUCCAUCCUUGCUGCCAGACUAUGCCUCGGGUGGAAAUUCGCAGCACGGGUUUGCCCUCGCGAAGAAUGACCGUGGCCGGAUGGAGGACGCCGUUGCCAUCAGCGACAAAGUUGCGGGACACGCCUGCUUUGCUGUGUUCGACGGGCACGGAGGCGACAAGGCCACUGUGCUUGCCAAGCAGUUCCUGCCACUGCAACUGGAAAAGCACCUUGAACAAGAGAGCAACAAGGAGAAGGCAGCCCAUCAAGCUUUCGCAGCAAUGGACGAGCUAAUGCAGAAGCAGCUGGCAGAGGAAGCUAAAGUGUUGACAGCCGGCACUUCGUCCGGGACAGUUGCAUGCAUUGCGCUCCUUCAGGAAGGCGAGCUCGUCCUUUUGAACCUGGGGGACUGCAGGGCAGUUGUAUGUGAGAAUGGAAAGGUGGGCACAAGUACACGAGACCACCAUCCAGAAAAGAAUGACCAGGAGAAGCAGCGCCUGGAGAAGCUCGGCGUCUGCAUCGAGGGGGGUUACGUGGAUGGCAAGGUGCAAGUCUCUCGUGCCCUUGGGGACAUUGUGGACAAGACGGGACAGAAGAUCCUGGGUCUCAGCAACACGCCCGAGGUGACCAGAAUCGAAGUUAAGAAGACGACAGAGUUCGUCAUCCUGGCCACAGACGGAGUCUGGGACGGCUUACGCGAACAGCUUGCCAUCACCACCGCUCGGAAGAUCCUGCGAGAGACCAAAUCUGCAGAAGGAGCCGCAAAAGCCGUGCUGGAAGCAGCCGGUAAGGUCACCAAGGCCGACAACGCAGCGGUGAUUGUGGUGUCGCUGAACAUUCCGGAGCCGCUCCCUAAAAGGGAUGCGCCCCCGAGCCGCUUCCAGCGGAACUCCAAGACGGAGUGUCUAUUCCUGCUGUUCCACGAGGCAUUGCCACAGAACCAUGUGAAGGAGCCUGCAGCCUACAAUACGCUGAUGCCGCCAAACACAGUGUCCAUAGGCUGUCCAACGCAGAAUCAAAGAGCUGGCUUCCAGCAUCUGACUGUGAAGGUCCAAAUCGCGCAAGCCCCUGCGUUCCAGAUUCAGGACAUGGCCAUCCGCGUGUUCUCGGCGAAAUCACGUGCGCUGCUUUCCACGCUGCCCCCUCCUCCCAAUGCAAAGGAGUGGCAGCUGCUUAUCCUAUGGCUGAGCUCGGAAGAGGCAGUGGCCAUCUUCUACGUGCCCUCGGCACCCCUGGAGAAGAGCAAAGCUGAGGAGCAGCCGAUUCCACGGACGCAGGCUGCCACGCCACUGCUGCUGCGGCGCUUCAGCAUCGUGGAGGUGCGGACGCAGAUGAUGGACAAGGACUUGUCCAAGGAGUCAUUCCGAUGCGUUUCCCUCUACCAUGGGCCGCUUCCCAAGGGGGACACACUGCUCCACACCGUGAAGGUGGCCCAGCAGGUCCUCGAGGAGGAUUCGUCUCCGGCCUCGCCGCGAAGGCAUAUACCCAAACAGACGGCGCCGACAGGGUUUGUGACUCGGUCCACAGUCGCAGCUCAGAAGGUCUUUGCUUACGGCUUCAUCUUCGUGCGCAGGCGCCGCCAGUGCUUCCGGCACGGCGACAAAGAUGGCAAGGAACUGACGCUCAUGGCAGGCGCCAGCCUAGUGCUGCAGCUGCCCUCUGUGGCGGUGCAGCGGCGAGCGUCGCCGCACGGUGCCGCCGCCGAGCUGAGGGCAGCGACAGCGAGGCGAGCAGCAGCACUUCGGAGGAAGACAAAUCACUGGGUGCGCGGUUCAAGCGCUGGUGGCAAAAGACCCUUGGCUGUUGGAUCGCUGUUGAAUGCCAAGAUGGACUCCAAGUCUCUGCGCAAGAUGGGGCUCAUGUGCCUGCUGUCGUACGGCUUCGUGUCGAAUGUGAAUGCUUUGCUUCUGAUCCUCUUGGCCACCUAUCGCUCGAUCGUGGCGACAGGCGCCAGCCCUCUGGCCAGCCCGGUGGCCCUCAAACAGUUUGGCAUUACGUGGGCCGGACUCUACGUGAUAAGCAACAUAGUUCGGCCAGUUCGAAUCAGCAUCGCCCUGGCUAUUUCGAAGCCGUUUGACAAUAUGGUCAAUUGGCUUCAGGAGAAGCUCAGCUGCAAGCGCUGGAUGGCUGUCGGACUUGUUGUUUUGCUGCUGAACGUUGUCCUCACGAUCGCCUUCCUCUGGGGUGGCAUGCUGUUCGUGUCAUCAAUAACCGGCGUCAAAGUGGAUCCUUCGCAGCGGGACUGGUACCUGCUAGUGGGUACACAGAUGGGCACUUUACAGGCCUUCAAGAUUGCGGACCUCCUGAUGCAAUUGCCCGUGUGGGGUAGGCUUGCACCACACCUGCCGAACAAGGAGCACACGCGGCGAAGUCCCGGACGUGCCAAGACCAUGCGGGCGUCAGUCCUCAAGGGGGCAAUAAAGGAGGCUGACGGACGCCUCGCAGAAAUCGAAAAGGAGCAUGAGGCUGCCAUGGAGGCCUCGAGGACUCCGGGGCAGCGGCCCUUUCCACCCAGUGGACCGCAGCUGAAACUCUACAGCCGCUGGAGGCGACACGACUAUUCCAUCGACUUCGUAAAAUCCAUGGCCGACCUGAUUCUGACCAUCGACGCGAAGAACGGCUUGAAAGUUUGUCAGGCGGAAGACAGCCGAAUCCUGUUUCGCUUGCUUCUUCCAGAAUUUUCGUGUUUGACUCCAUACAUCGUGCUCGUGGACCCAGCCACGGAGGACCAGCGAAGCACAGAAGGCGAUGCCCAAGGCCAAGUCGAGAGCGCGGCGGAGGUGCCACCUCCGAGCUCUCCGCAGCUGCUGGGGGUGACCUUGGGCAACUCCCGCGGAUCCUUGGAGAUGGUUGAGCUUCCGUGGACGUCGCCUGACGUCGAGGUGUUUUCGUCCCAGGCGUCUCAUGGAGGGCCCGUUCUUCAGGUCGACUAUUUGCUACCGAUCGAGAUCUUUGUCUCUGUCGGUGAGGACGACACGGUGCGGUUCUGGUCUUCGGCUCUCCAGCUUCUCCGUGAGGUCUUCUUCCCACAGCCGUGCUCCACUGUGGCUUUCCUUCGGCUGCCAGACAUGGACACCAGCGCUGGCCAUGGGGAUGUCCUUGUCGGUUUUGCCGCGCACGUGGAGCGUGUUCCCAUGGAUGUAUGGGCACGUGGUGUCAAGCACGAGAAGCUGGGAGGCACCCUACCGCUCGACAGCACCAUGCGCAGCUCUCAAGGGUCCAAAGCCACUGGCAGCAGCGCAUUCACCAAGAGCAGCACGCAGGAAAUGGAUGAGCUACUCCUGCAAGAGCUCAAUAGGUUUAGCCCCGAAGAUGAGGAUGUGCUGGGCGAGCGGCCUCCCAGCAGCGAAAUUGUCAAGCUGGUGGACGAGGAGCUGCCGAAGAGAAGGAGGAGCCGAACCGUCAUGGACUUCCGCGGUGCCCCGGUCGUGCCGCUGGGCGUACUCGGCGGCCUCGCAGCAGACAUGGUGGGGGUGGAGGAGCGCUUGUCGCAUCGACCAGAAGCCCUGGAGCACGUGCCGCACGAGCACAGCCAGGUCCUGGACCAAGGAGAUUUGCGUGCCAUCACUCGCUACCAUGCAGGCUACUACGAUUGGACGGUGAACCCCAGUGCGAUGGUGGAUGCCCCACGUGGAUGCGCUAUCCGGGGCGUCACUGGAGAUGGCAACGUGGCCAUUGUCACAUCUGUCGGCAUAGGUCAUCUUCGGGGGGAAGGCCACGCUUUCCAGCCUGCACCACAGGAAGCUCCCUCAGAGGAACUUUUUGCCCACACAUCACUGGAAGAGGAACUCGAGGCUGGCGAGCUGCCGGACGAAGCGCCCCUGGCCUUGCCAGGCCCAAGCUCCCCGCGGCCUGCGACGGGCGCCUCCGCGGCCACCAGUGUUGCUGCGACGGCCAGGCGACCCGACUCGAACGAGCCUCGGUUGGAGUCACGGACCUCUGCCAGAACUGGCGAGGCUCAGGCACGAGGCGCAUUGGAGGAGUGCGUGGAAGAAACAGAUGACGAGGGCAUGGUGAACGACGAG
Messenger RNA from Symbiodinium necroappetens, 10710 nucleotides. The record is from the annotation of a GenBank genome assembly. Lineage: Eukaryota; Dinophyceae; Suessiales; Symbiodiniaceae.